AUGGAAUUUCCUGGAAUUCCUUCAUUAUUUCUGCCAAUUGAUGGUGUCCAAAAACAAAAUAAAACACUUAACAACGAAAACCCAGCUACCCAAAAUACACCAAAAGAUGUCAAUGAACAGAACACAAUUUUGUGUCGAAACGCCACUGAUUAUGUUUCGGCACAUUCACUUCCAAAAGAAACCAGUGAUUUAAUUAUUAGUUUAAUCGAAGCACUUAAACAAACAAUUCCUCAAACAGAAAACCAUGACAUCGAACCUGUUCCCGACGUAAAUUCAUCAAAACAAAAUAUUCCAUUUAACAAUGACUUGAUUGACCUUUCAAAAGAACAAAGUAAAAAAGAAAAACAUAUUAAAGAGAACGUUGAAGUUGACUUCUUACCGCAAUUCAAAACCGAAAUUCCUUCCCUUUUGGCUCAAAUCGUACAAAAAAACUCAUUCAAAGAGCUGUAUUACAGCACUUCAUUUUUAAGUCAAAAUGUAGUGCACGACGCAAUUAGAGGACAAAACAAUGUUUGUGUCAUAAUGAAGACUAUUGAAAAAAACAUAUUUGCACUGUAUUUCUCUCAAAUUCCAUUUAAAGAACAAGACGAUUUUGUUAACGACAGGUCAUUCCACAUGUUUCAGUUCUACAGUAAUGGAAUACAUGUGUUGCGGGGGUGGAAGAGAGUUGGAGAUAAUUCACAAGCGGGAUGUGACUUUUCCAAGGACAUGAUGAGUCUUGGCGAAAUCCUUCGAGUCUUUUGUGGGAUAACUCUUUAUAAAAACAAGAAAAUCGAAUUAGAUGAAGAGUUUAAACAGUAUUAUACACCAGAAAUUGGGUUUGAAAACACAAUGGAAACUGAUAUGGAUAAAAAUGGAAACACCAUCUCGGACCUACUUAUCGUUCAGCUUUGUUAA
This is a messenger RNA of Entamoeba invadens IP1, 897 nucleotides long. RefSeq lists its product as hypothetical. The record is from RefSeq and is a predicted model, not a curated record. The transcript has a single exon. NCBI's taxonomy places the organism in Eukaryota, Evosea, Mastigamoebida, Endamoebidae. Bases 1 to 897 code for a protein of 298 amino acids.